This is a messenger RNA of Nelumbo nucifera (sacred lotus), 2542 nucleotides long. The record is from RefSeq and is a predicted model, not a curated record. NCBI's taxonomy places the organism in Eukaryota, Viridiplantae, Streptophyta, Magnoliopsida, Proteales, Nelumbonaceae.
UGAGUUUUGUGAAGAAGAGGAAAAAGUUGGCUCUUGUUCCAUUCAAGAUCAAAUUCGGAAGUGCCUUUCAAGCUCGUUAUUAAUGAUAUUAAGUGUUGGAGUUAAGAAUCCCACUCCAGUUCAAAUUUGAUAAUUUUUCUUCCUUUUCUCUAUUUCUUGGUUCAGAUUUACAGCAAUUUGGUGAUAUCUAAACUUAUGUUUGUAUUGUAUCCACUUUGCAUUUGGUGAUGUUAAUGUUGUUCUUGUGAGCCAAGGAUUUGUAGAAGCGGAUCAUAGGUCCCGUGGUUUUUCCCCAAUUUUGGGGUUUUCCAUGUAAAAAUUCGGGUGUAUUGUUGUGUGAUGAUUGUUAUAUGUUUUUCUGUUACUUGGCUUGUUACUUGACUUGUUUACUAUUGUUGGCAAACCCAUUUUGACACACAAAUUUGGGAGAAAGUUUCUUGCUGGGAUUGGUUUUACAUUCAUUUCUGCUAUAGUGUAACUUACCCAAUACCUUCCUCUUUCUUCCUCUUGCAUUUUCACCCCUGUUCAUCGUCUCUUUCGACGAUAGCGGAGGAGAUCGCAACGGGGAAGGAGUGAUCGUCGGAGCGGCGGCGUCUCAAUCCACGGUAGUCGUCAUCGUUCUAAUGCCGGAAACAUCAGGCCAAAGCCGCACCUCCUCUGUUCAUCGACGUUGUCACACCAAGAUCUUGCAGCUUCACCGUUCAGAGGAGGAAACCGGCGCAACUGCCGGGAAUGUGCCCGCGAGUCGAAGAACCUAAUCUGGUAGUUCAAUUUACUCCUACGGAUUGUUAGAUCGCCAUCGAAGCAGGUCAUCCUCUCUUUCUGCAAAUUACGAAACAGACUCCCGAUUCAUUUGCUUUGCAGCAUCGAUCAUCCUUCUCUCUGUGUGUAUAAUUUGUUUUUUCUUUCUACUUUUUUUCUUGUUUCAUUUCUCAUGUGAUUCUGCUGUUAUACGUAGUUUGCUUUAAUAAAUGCCUUGCAUGAGAGACAAGUGGAAGAAAUGCAAGUUACUGUAGAUUUGCAUGGAAAGACCCUUUUUUUCAUUGCUUCCUUCUCUAUCUUUCUUCCUACUCUCUCAAUGUCUCUCUCCCUCUUUACUUUUCUGUUAUGGUUUUGUCCGCCUUGAUUUCUGUUGUGGUGGCAAUGGAGGCGGUGGCAACAUGCGACAGUGUAAAUGUCAAUGGGGCUUCAAGUUUGGCCUCUUUGCAUAGUUUUUUCUUGGUGGUUGGUAGGGUGGUGGUUGUUUCCAACUUUUUUAUUUCAAUUUGAUUUGUUUAUUUUUUUUCCUUUUUUUGUUUUUUCUUUAGCAUGUAUUCACGUUCUUAUCUGUUUUCAAUCUGAUUUGAUCACCGCUUGGAGGGGUUAAUGUCAAUUUGGUUUCUGCUUAGCAUACUUCUGCAACAAUACCUUUACCUUCUUCCUUUCCCCCUCCUGUGAAUGUGCUUUUGAAGUGGGUCUGAGCUUCCUGUCAGUGCUAAGGUGCAAUUUGUAUGACAACUUAACCAGCGAGGAAGAUAUAGAGAUCCCAAACAAGCAAUCAGAUUAGAAAUAAAUAAAGAAAUGGGAAAUUCGUUUGGGUGCUCGGUGUCAGGGGAGAGAUUGGUAUUGGCAGCAAGAGAUGGGGACUUGGUGGAAGCGAAGAUGCUGCUCGAGUUCAAUCUAUGCCUCGCCAAGUACUGCACCUUCGGUGGCCUUAAUUCCCCUCUCCAUUUUGCUGCCGCCAAAGGCCAUAACGAAAUUGAUACGUUGCUGCUCGAGAAUGGUGCCGGCGUCAAUUCUAGGAACUACUGCGGUCAGGAUGUCCAAUGCAUCUGACAGUCCUGUUAGGCAAACAAGAGAGCAAUUACACCACAAUGACAAGCCAAGUCCUGUCAAGCAACUAAGAGAUCAUAUUAUUCAUCAUGACAAUUCAGGAGCAAGUGAGGAGGAACUUAUUCUCUACAGGGAUCAUGGGAAUAACAUUUUUUAUUCCUGAUGAAAAAGAACAAGGCAUUCAUCCAUAAGUGAUGGUCAGAAAAAAACUCUUACAAAGGUUCUUCAGCAAGAAGAAUAUUCCCCUGAAAAAUUAGCUAGCUAUGGUUCUGUUGAAGGUUGGAGUCGUCCAGAUGACAUGCUGCCAAUGAAAAAAGAAAAGGACAGAAAAAGUGAGAAAGCUUCAGUCAGGACCGAUCAUCUUGAAAGCCCUAUUCAGCGGACAUCACCAAUGUUGGAAGAAGUUGAAUAUGGGCCAGGGAGGCUAAUGACAAGUUGACAAUUAUAAUAUUGGUCAACCUGGUAAACCAGUGAUUUUGCGAGCUUUCUGGUCUUAAUGUCUGCUUCGUUCUUAACAACACUGUUUCUGGGAGAUACCUUGAACUGUUUUUUGGGUAGAGAGAUGCCUUUGGCUUUAUUUUAUUUUCCAACUAUAAAUGGAAUUCUGGUUUUGUGCCCUAAUUGAACCCAAAUUUAAUUUCAACCAUGGUAGUCUAUAGGGUUUAACCUUGAUGUGAUAAAGAUGGAAUUUAUGCUGAUUUGAUGCUAAGUUAUUGUUUCCCGGUCUUCC